GUUUAGUAACACUUCGAACGUUUGUCGAUCUCCAUGUAGGGAGAGUGUACGACGAUCGUAUUUUUCUUCUUCUGGCUGUCGUAUACCCAAGGAAAGAAAGAAAGAACAAAAAAAAAAUAAUAAAACAGAAGCAUUGUUGAAAUCGAUUUGACUGAAAACAAAAUAAAGACCGCAAUCAGUGUAUGUUAAAAGUGCCUAACGUCGAGUUGUUGUUGUGGCAACGGUAGUGUCCUUUUCUACCUUGUUCAAAGAAAAGCUGAUGUUAGAAAAAAAUAAACAUUCCACCCUUAAAUAAACUUUUUUAAAGAAUAUAAUAAUAACAACAAAUUCAAAACGGAUACGCGUCUAAACGGUUAACAAAAAGAACGUCCAACACGAUGCUGCCAUUGCCCAGAGGCCUAUUGGGUCUCUUGGGUGCAAAUGCCACCCCCAAGUGGCAUAGACAACAACAACAACAGCUGACAAUGAAGUCAGUGUUUUUGGUAUUGUGCCUCGUCUUGCUGAGUGGCCAAUUUGCAGAUGCAAAGGAACAACAACAGCAACCCGAUAGAAACUGCGGCGGUUUGGCUUGCGAUUGCAAAGGUUUGAAGGGACGUCCCGGUGAUAUCGGUCUGCCCGGUUUCCAGGGCUAUGAAGGUCCAGCCGGUGAUAUGGGUCCACCUGGACCUCCCGGUCGUCCCGGUGAAUGGGGUGAUGCUGGCGAGUACGGUGAACAAGGUGAAAAGGGUCAUCGUGGUGAUGCUGGUGAACCUGGUCUACCUGGCGCUCCUGGUGUUCGUGGUCCUCCCGGCGAAGAUGGUCCACAUGGUCCACGCGGUAUUGAUGGCUGUGCCGGCAAACCCGGUAAACAUGGUGACAACGGUGCUCCCGGUAGACACGGUCCUCGCGGUGAUGUCGGCAAACCCGGCCCUCCAGGUCCCCAAGGUGAUGCCGGCGAGGGUGGCAUCAAUUCGAAAGGUACCAAGGGUAGCCGCGGUGAUCGUGGCCCCGAUGGCUAUGACGGCCAGACUGGUUUCCCCGGCAUGAAAGGUUACAAGGGUGACAUUGGUUUCCCUGGCGCUGAUGGUCCCAAGGGUGAAAUGGGUCCCAAGGGUUUCAAGGGUGAAAUGGCCGAAGAUGCUAACAUCAUUUUGCAGCUGCAAGGAGAACAAGGUGAAAAGGGUGAACCGGGUGAGGCCGAAGAAUUCCCAUUCGAGCCAAAUGGCAACAUUCCCAAAGGCUAUGCCGGUGAUGUGGGCGAACGCGGUGACCAAGGCAGAAAAGGUGAACAGGGUGAAAAGGGUGACAUGGGUCGUGAUGGUUUCCCCGGCGCUCGUGGUGAUUCCGGCGAACCCGGUGAACGUGGUAAACCUGGUAAGCCCGGUGAGACGGGUUUCCCUGGCGCCAAAGGUGUAAAGGGUGCUCCCGGCUACAAUGGCAGAGAUGGCGAAGACGGUCUUAAGGGUGAGAUGGGUGAUGAUGGCUACGAUGGUAUUCCCGGUGUUCAGGGUUAUGCCGGCCCUCCUGGUAUUUACGAUCCCAAUUUGGAUGAAUCGCUGCCCGGUCCCAUUGGCCCUCAGGGUGAUAUUGGUCCUCCCGGUGAUCCAGGUCUCCCCGGUAUUCCCGGCAAACAAGGUCGUCUCGGUCCCCGUGGUAAUACCGGUCCACCCGGUGAUCCCGGUCUACCCGGUAUGCCUGGUCGUCGCGGUAUCAGCAUUAAGGGUGAUGAAGGUGAUUACGGAUUUAUGGGACCUGCUGGUCCCAUGGGUAACCCCGGUCGUCCUGGUCCCGUUGGCCGUCCCGGUGCACGUGGUGCUGAUGGUCGCAAUGUAGUUGGUCCCAAAGGUUAUGCUGGUCAACCGGGUAUGCCUGGUUUGCCUGGACAUCGUGGUGAUCGUGGUGAAAUUGGUUUCUCCGGUGAAAAAGGUUUGCCCGGUCUGGGUGUUAACAUUGUUGGUCCACCUGGCGCCCACGGUCCCCCUGGUGUUCGUGGUCCUCCUGGUAUUGACGGUCAGCCUGGUUAUCGUGGCCUUACCGGUGACAAGGGUGUUCGCGGUGAUGAUUGUGGCAUUUGCCCGGCCGGACCCAAAGGCAUGCGCGGUAUUCGUGGUGAUGAUGGUUUCCCUGGUGUCCAUGGCGUUACUGGUCCCCAUGGCUUGCCUGGCGAGCGUGGACCCAAGGGCCAACAAGGAAAACCUGGUUUCAUGGGCUUCAAAGGUCAACCCGGUCCCGAUGGUAUUCCCGGUGAAAGUGGCAGACCCGGUAUGCCUGGUCCUCCAGGUAAAGUUAUGAGAGUUGGCUCUUUGACGAAGGCCGAAAAGGGUGACAUGGGUGAUAUGGGCGAACGUGGAGUACAGGGUCUAACUGGUGAUCGUGGUCUUAACGGUGCUCACGGUUUACAUGGCCAGAAAGGUGAAAGAGGCAUACGCGGUGAUUUCGGUGAGCCCGGCAGGCCUGGACGAGAUGGUGCCCCUGGCAAGCCAGGUAAAGAUGGUCGACCUGGUCGUGAUGCCAACACUCCCAAGUUGUAUUUGAUUGGAGAAAAGGGUUACGAUGGUCGCAAGGGUGUAGCCGGUGAGCCUGGUGAUAUGGGUCCCAAGGGUGAAAAGGGUCAACCCCAUCCCGGUGAAAUAUUCGACAACAGAGGCGAACCUGGUGAUGUUGGUGAGCCAGGUCCACGUGGUCCCCAAGGUCCAAAAGGCGAACGCGGUACCAAUGGCGAUAACGGCGAACGCGGUGACAUUGGUCUGCCUGGUAUUGUUAUUCAAGGUCCCAUGGGUGCCAAGGGCUAUCCUGGCGUUACCGGUGAAGUGGGUCUCCACGGUGCUCAUGGUAUGGAGGGUUUGGAUGGUGCUCCUGGUAUCGAUGGCGUGGCUGGUGUUAAAGGUGUUCGUGGUGAUCCUGGUCCAUACAUUCUACCUGGCGAGAUGGGUCCUGACGGUCCAGAGGGUCCCAAGGGUAUGUAUGGUGAUAUGGGCUUCAGAGGUAGGCCCGGAGUCACUGGCAGACCCGGUGUGAAGGGUGUACGCGGUGAAAAGGGCGACAUUGGUCCCUAUGGUCUACAGGGCUUGCCUGGCAACAAGGGUGUCAUUGGUGAUACAUUGGUCGGCUUCCAAGGUGCUGCUGGUGAACCAGGUAUCAAUGGCCGUAUUGCCCCACAUGGUCGCAAGGGUCAAAAGGGUGAAACCGGUGUUCCCGGUGUCCAGGGUGUACAAGGUGCCAAGGGUGAUAUUGGAUUCCCCGGCAGACGUGGUCCUCAUGGUGACAGAGGUUUCCAGGGCAUUCCCGGUGUCAUUGGUAUGCAAGGUUUGGUUGGCAUUCCUGGUGAGCAAGGUGAACGCGGUGAGUUGGGAGAAGAUGGUCGUCACGGAGAUAUGGGUCAAAGAGGUUCCAUUGGCUCGAUGGGUCCCAAAGGUCAAAUGGGUGAUGUUGGUCCCUAUGGACGCAGAGGCAAUGAUGGUAUCCCCGGCCGCAAGGGUGUCGAGGGUGAUCGCGGUUAUCCUGGUCGUGUUGGUGCUAAAGGUUUUGCCUCGCGCAGUGGCAUCAAGGGCGAAUAUGGUGAGCCAGGUCAACGUGGACCUCGUGGUUACGAUGGUAUGCCCGGUGAAAAGGGUGUUCAAGGUGCUCCCGGUGAUGAGGCCUAUGGCCAAGAUGGCCCAAUGGGCAGAAAGGGUGAAACUGGUGCACCCGGCGUGGAUGGCAUCAAUGGCUUGGAUGGUCUCAAGGGUAUGCGCGGUGACUAUGGUAUAAUGGGUCUGAUUGGUGCAAUUGGUGAUCGCGGCGACAAGGGCCAACCCGGCUAUCCUGGAAGACCCGGCCUGCCAGGCAUUGAUGGAGCUGUGGGUCCCAUGGGUGAAAUGGGUUAUCAAGGCCAAGUUGGUGAACGCGGUGACGAAGGUUAUGCUGGCUAUGUGGGACAAAUUGGUGAUCGCGGUGAUGCUGGUGAGCCAGGUGCCUUUGGUCCCAAAGGUGAACAGGGUGAUGAAGGUUUCCCUGGUCGUCCCGGUGUUUUGUUGGCUGGCUAUGCGCAAAGAGGUGACAAGGGUCAACCUGGUCUCAGAGGCCAACAGGGUCCCAUGGGUGAGACGGGUAUGGAAGGUGCCCCAGGUUAUCCCGGCCGCAAGGGUGAACGUGGCGACUUUGGCUUUGCUGGAGCCCCAGGUGCCGAUGGCUAUCCAGGUGUGGAUGGUGAACGAGGCGACAAGGGCUAUCCCGGUCCUCCUGGUAUGACUCCCGACUAUGCUGAGCCCGGUGAUGAAGGUGAUGUGGGUUAUGAUGGUUUGCCCGGCCGUCCCGGACGUGUUGGUCCCAAGGGUGCCCCUGGUGAUAUGGGUGAUUAUGGCUUCAAUGGCAUCAAGGGUGAAAUGGGCAUGAGCAUCAUGGGUCCCAAGGGUAUGCAAGGUGAUAUUGGUUAUCCUGGCCCACCUGGCCACAAUGGUUUGCACGGCAUGGUUGGUUUCAAGGGCGAGCGUGGUGAUGUUGGUCCCCAGGGCAUGCGUGGUGAACCCGGAUAUGUUAUUCAUGGUAUGCGCGGUGAUCGUGGUGAUGCUGGUCCGCCCGGUGCUCGUGGUCCCCAAGGUUUGAAGGGUGAAAUGGGUAUGCAUGGCCGACCUGGUCGCACCGGUCCCAUGGGCGCACGUGGUCCCCGCGGUCCAACUGGUGAUGCCGGUUUCGAUGGCAGAAAUGGUUUGGAUGGCUUGCCCGGUCCUCGUGGUGAGCCCGGUGUAACAUUUCCCUUCCAUAUGGCACGUAAGGGAGAACGUGGUGAGCCUGGUAUUGAUGGCUUCAAGGGUGAAAUGGGCGAUGUGGGCGCAGAAGGUGAAGUUGGCUUCCAAGGUGCUUAUGGCUUGAAGGGUUACCAGGGUGAACGUGGUUUGACCGGUCAAAUGGGUUUGGAUGGUCCAAAGGGUGAACGCGGUAUGCAAGGUCCACCAGGUUUGGCUGGCUUUACUGGCUUGGCCGGUGCCAAGGGUCCCGAGGGUGAUCCCGCCCCACCACCACCACGUCCAAAGAGUCGCGGUUUCAUUUUCGCCCGCCAUUCUCAGUCUGUGCUGAUUCCUGAAUGUCCCGCCAACACCAAUCUAAUGUGGGUGGGUUAUUCGCUGGCCGGUAAUAUUGCCAAUUCACGUGCCGUUGCUCAAGACUUGGGCCGUUCCGGUUCGUGUUUGCAACGUUUCAGCACCAUGCCGUAUAUGACAUGUGACGGCAGUGUCUGUAAUUAUGGCCAGACCAACGAUGACAGUAUGUGGCUGGCCACGGAUGAGCCAAUGAAUUUCGCCAUGGUUCCCAUCCAGGCUAAUGUUAUUCAGAAAUACAUUUCACGUUGUGCUGUCUGCGAAACUACCACCAAGGUAAUUGCUUUGCACAGUCAAAGCAUGAGCAUUCCCGACUGUCCCAAUGGCUGGGAGGAAAUGUGGACUGGCUACAGUUACUUCAUGACAACUACCGAUAACACCGGCGGUAUGGGUCAAAAUCUUGUCUCACCCGGCUCUUGCUUGGAGGAAUUCCGUGCCCAACCCAUUAUUGAGUGUCACGGUCAGGGCAAUUGCAAUUUGUACAAUCCUGUCACUUCAUUCUGGUUGGCCGUGAUCGAAGAGCACGAACAAUGGCAGAUGCCAGUACAAAGAACAUUGAAGAAGGAUCAGACCAGUAAGAUCAGCAGAUGUUCUGUGUGUCGUCGUCGCAAUGAUUCAUUUGUCACACGUCUCGAGCGAGUCGAUACCUCGGCCCGUGAAUUGAGACGCGGCUAUGAGCAGGUGGUGCCAGCUCCACAGCAACACCAGCCCACAUAUCAACGCCGGCCAAAUACCAACUAUCACAGACGAACUGGACAAAACUGGCCAGGCCGCAACUACCGUAGUCGUUAUCCCAGAGCCGAUACCACAGCUCCUUAGAUACUAGACUAAACAAAAAACAAAAACGAAAUCUAUUUUUUUUUAAUUUUUUAUGUUGUCUAAAUACUAUUACACUUACUAUGUUUCCUUAACACUUAAGUAGCCAUAAAUUAACGCAACAAACCUAAGAAUACCCAGUCCCAGUUUUAAACCGACCAUUAUUGAAAGUAGAUGUCUGUAUCUGAAGAAGAAAAGGAAUUUAAAAAUACAACCACAAUUCUGCCAUUAAUUUGUAAAAGAACAGAGAAAUACGUGCCAUUAUUAUUUUUUAAAAAACAUUGCAAAAAAACUAAAUAAUAAAAUAUUAUAAAAUUAAAUAAAAUAAUGCAAAUUUGUAAAUGGAACUCCUCCUUGACAGCAUUCCCAAGCCAAAUACCUAUCUUUCCUUGGGCUGUUAUUCAAAUAAUGUACACUGCCUUUGCAUUCAAUUUCCAAUAUCUUUCAGCGAUUCUGAAUAACUUGAGCCAUUGUAACAAAAUUGUUUAUCAACUAGCGUCUAGCUUAAGCUAUAAAAUAUUUUUGAAAUAUUUUAUACCUACAUUGUAUUUUUUUCCAAAUGCAAAAAAAACACAAUCAAAUAUGCUAAUAAAAAUAAAAAUGUAAUUAAAAUCAAAAUAA
This is a messenger RNA of Musca domestica (house fly), 6491 nucleotides long. RefSeq names its product collagen alpha-1(III) chain (gene vkg). The coding region runs from base 378 to 5873 and encodes 1831 amino acids. The record is from RefSeq and is a predicted model, not a curated record. The transcript has 10 exons. Gene Ontology annotation, molecular function: extracellular matrix structural constituent. NCBI's taxonomy places the organism in Eukaryota, Metazoa, Arthropoda, Insecta, Diptera, Muscidae. Gene Ontology annotation, cellular component: collagen trimer.